AUGGGUGCAAAGAAAGCGGCGAGUAGCGGAAAUUUGCUGCAAACAAUUGCGCACAUUCUCGGUGUGAACGACAUAUCGCAACUAAAUCCCGAUGCUAACCUGGGCGAUUUGGGUCUGGAUUCCCUAAUGGGUGUUGAAAUCAAGCAGGCACUUGAGCGAGAUUAUGAUAUCGUCCUUUCCAUGAAAGACAUCCGGACACUUACGUUGAACAAACUUCAACAGCUAGCAGAUUCGGGCGGCACACCGUCAACGGUGCUUCAAACGACUGAGCUGGAGCUUAAAAAAGAAAGUGAAAAAGAAGCCGAGCAAAAUACCGUCGAACAGCUGGAAAGGCAAAUGAAUCAGUUGUUCAAGAUGAGGGUGGAUGUUAACGACCUCGAACCAACGGAUCUCAUCGUUAAAUGCAACAAGGCUGAAAGCGGUCCACCGACAUUCUUUGUACAUUCGAUAGAAGGAAUUGCCACACCGCUGAAGAAAGUUAUGUCAAAGUGUAACUUCCCUGCUUAUUGCUUCCAGUCAACAAGGGAAGUGCCACAGGAUUCCAUCGAAAAAGUUGCUCAAAAAUAUAUUGCGGUAUGUUGA
Gongylonema pulchrum is the source of this 582-nucleotide messenger RNA. The record is from the annotation of a GenBank genome assembly. NCBI's taxonomy places the organism in Eukaryota, Metazoa, Nematoda, Chromadorea, Rhabditida, Gongylonematidae.